AUGGAGGCUUUGGUAAAAGCAUUCAAAGAUAUUGCUUUGGAUAAAGACAGACGUGCGUCUUUGCUCGCGGAUGCAACGUCCCUUGGAGGCCUUGUGCUUUUGUUGACAAAGGAAAAUCUUAGUACUACUUGUGAUGUUCUUGAGAUAUUUUCGGCUUUGAUCGAUUGUGAAAACGGAUCUGUUAUUCUUUCGAGGUUAAUUGGAUUGAAUGAGUCGCUUAUUAUGCUUAAAAGUGAUAAGAAUUUGCCUUUGGCAUUAUCCCGCCUUGCUUCCGAUAUAUUCGAUGUUAUCAACUUUAAGAAACCUAAUUUAGAAAGUUUUAAGUCCGCCCGUUCAAGAUCAAAGCGUCAAUCUUAUAACGUUAUUAUCCAAUUAAUGGGAAACCUUGUGAUGAGUGACGUGAAAAUGAUCGAGGAGCAAUUGUUAUCAGUGAAGGGAAUUAUUAGCAUUACUUUUCAACUUAAUAAGCUCAGGGUAAUCGUGAUGGCACUGACAACUGUCUCAAAAGAACUUAUUCUCAGUAAAGUUAACUCUGUUUGUGAAAACCUGGCAUCUCAGAAAAAACAAUCCGAUAUUAGUGCUCAUCUGCUUUCCAGGCAAAAGUCUACCGCUUCUCGCCACGGGAUGAAACGAAGUAGAACAAUUCGGUCUGGAAGUACCUCAGUAGUAGACAGGGGGCGAGAUCCAAUGUUGAAGCAGCCCUCUCUUUCACAGGUGGUAGAGGUAUCAGAGACGAAGGCUACAUCUCAGCGACCUGCGCUUCCACCCACGUUGAAGCCCUACUUGAGCGAUGAGGCGGACGUGUUUGAGGUAGAUGAAAAGCGUGGCGCUCCAUUGCCUAGAGACGCUAGUCUUAAUGACAGAGGGGCGCAGGUGACAGGACUGGGUGGUUGGCUCUCAGAUUUUCUUGAAAGAACUCUCUUCUGGUGA
Messenger RNA from Rodentolepis nana, 930 nucleotides. Lineage: Eukaryota; Metazoa; Platyhelminthes; Cestoda; Cyclophyllidea; Hymenolepididae. The record is from the annotation of a GenBank genome assembly.